This is a messenger RNA of Colossoma macropomum (tambaqui), 1373 nucleotides long. RefSeq names its product NADH:ubiquinone oxidoreductase subunit A10 (gene ndufa10). Gene Ontology annotation, biological process: mitochondrial electron transport, NADH to ubiquinone. Bases 106 to 1173 code for a protein of 355 amino acids. The record is from RefSeq and is a predicted model, not a curated record. The transcript is spliced from 10 exons. Gene Ontology annotation, cellular component: cytoplasm. Lineage: Eukaryota; Metazoa; Chordata; Actinopteri; Characiformes; Serrasalmidae.
UGACGCAAAACUCCCGCGACGGCGAGGGCCCUUCAGGAGGACGGGCCGAGGGCGACAUUAGAGAGAAAUAUUUAAUUUUCUGAUUAUAUUAAUCAGUUUUCUGAGAUGGCGUUACGGGUUGUUCGGUUGUUCGUGCCCACCGGUGCAGCAGCGUUCAGGGCAGGUGCAGCUGUGCGGACGGCUGGAAUCCACACUUCAACAGUCAGAAACCUGCGGUAUGGAUGGUGGGCAUAUGCUCUGGGUGAGAGAACAACUCCCAGGUUCAAGGAGAACAGCAAGAUUUUCUGUAUAGACGGCAAUCUGGCAUCCGGAAAAGGAGCACUCGCACAAAAAUUGGCCGACAAGCUGGGGAUGCUGUACAUGCCUGAGCCUGAUGUGCACUACCUGGACAAAAUGACCAGCGAGAAGGUCCCUCUGGACACGUCCUUCAAUGGAAACUGCAGUCUGGAGAAGUUCUACAUGGAUCCGAAAGCGAGGGAUGGCAACUCUUACCGCCUGCAGGCUUGGAUGUACCUCAUGAGGCUCCUGCAGUACACGGACGCCAUUGAGCAUCUUCUCACUACAGGCCAGGGAGUCGUUCUUGAACGGUCUCCGUUUAGUGACCUGGUGUUUGUGGAGGCCAUGUUCAAGCAAGGAUACAUCAGGAAAGAGUGUGUGGAUCAUUACAACGAGAUCAAAAGCGUCAGCAUCUGUGAGUUUUUGCCUCCUCACCUGGUCAUCUAUGUGGACUCUCCUGCUGAGGAGGUCCAGAAGAAACUCAAGGCCUCUGGAAAACCAUAUCUCCAAAAUGUACCACUCGCCUACCUUAAAAGCAUUGAGACUUCAUACAAGACGACCUUCCUGCCCAAGAUCAGUGAGGAGUCUGAAGUGCUUGCCUACGAUACAACACAAGCCCAAGAUAUUGAGAGGGUUGCAGAGGAUAUUGAUUAUUUGAAGUUUGAGAAAGGCCCAUGGUUAGAGCAGGAUGAUGUCACCUUCCAUCAUAUGCGAAUGCUGGUGGAGGAUAAACAGAAAGUGGCCAAUAUGGCUGCAAUCCCCAGAUACAUCCCAGAAGUCACCAUCGGUGCUCACGAAUUUGACAAAGGCUUCUACUCCUUCAAAUCCCUUCCAGGGAAGAGGUAUGCAGAAGGUUACAAUGAAGACGCAGGAGACAAAGGUAUCUGGCUGAAGUGAGACGCUAACUGCCAACCUUCUCAGAGAUGCACCAACAUGACUGAAGGGAAGGAGCAGCUGUCGGAGAGUAAACCUUUUUUAUCCUGCUUCACUUGUUUGUCCACAUCCACUGGGAGGGAAGAUUGUGUUCUGCCGUUCUGCGGCUGAACUUCUGUAAAUUGUUAUUAAGCAAAAAUAAACUCUAUGUGUUUAAAGUAUCA